GCUGUCUGCGGUGCGCGAGCAAGUGGUGCUUGCAGUGCGUCAGCAGUACGUGGUCUUGGGUAAUCAGCACGUGAGUCUACGGCCAGGUGACGAGGUCGCUGUAAUUCCUCCGCUCAGCGGUGGCUAAUCCUUCAUCUCAGUUAUGAAUGACCAUGACAGAGGUCCACAGGACCUUAUCAAACUCACCACUGACAAGCUCUCAAUUGAUGCUGUAUCUGAGGCUGUGUUGUGUGCAUCCUGUGGAGCAGUCUCCAUUUUCAUUGGCACCACAAGGAACAAUUUUGAAGGAAAGAAGGUUGUUCAACUAGAAUAUGAAGCUUACAUUCCAAUGGCAGAGUCACAACUGAAGAAAAUAUUCUGUGAGAUAAGGGAACGAUGGUCAACUGUGAAACAUAUCUGUGUUCAUCACAGACUGGGUGUUGUCCCAGUAACCGAAGCCAGUGUCAUCGUCGCCAUCUCCUCACCUCACAGGAGUGAGUCUCUAGAGGCAGUUGCAUACUGCAUCAAUGCACUGAAAGCAAGUGUUCCCAUCUGGAAAAAAGAGGUCUAUGAAACUGAAGAUUCCACUUGGAAGGAGAACAAGGAAUGUCUGUGGGCUGAGGGUCUGCUCAAGUAAUGUGUCAACCAUUAACCAUCCUGGAAUUUACAGCCCUGUAUGUUUACAUUUAGAAUUAAAAUGAUUAGAAAAUAUAAUUGUAUGUUACUAAUCUGCUAUCAAUUUUACCACUGUGACCUUAUAACAUAAAUAAAUAAAAGGAUCAGCGGUUUGUUUUGAA
This is a messenger RNA of Conger conger (European conger), 776 nucleotides long. Its product is annotated as molybdopterin synthase catalytic subunit-like. Bases 143 to 616 code for a protein of 157 amino acids. Gene Ontology annotation, biological process: Mo-molybdopterin cofactor biosynthetic process. The record is from RefSeq and is a predicted model, not a curated record. Gene Ontology annotation, cellular component: cytosol. NCBI's taxonomy places the organism in Eukaryota, Metazoa, Chordata, Actinopteri, Anguilliformes, Congridae. Gene Ontology annotation, molecular function: molybdopterin synthase activity. The transcript is spliced from 5 exons.